Molecule: messenger RNA, 15614 nt
Organism: Cavia porcellus (domestic guinea pig)
Lineage: Eukaryota; Metazoa; Chordata; Mammalia; Rodentia; Caviidae
Gene: Ryr3
Product: ryanodine receptor 3
Biological process (GO): release of sequestered calcium ion into cytosol by sarcoplasmic reticulum; intracellular calcium ion homeostasis; striated muscle contraction
Cellular component (GO): sarcoplasmic reticulum membrane; Z disc; sarcolemma
Molecular function (GO): calcium ion binding; protein binding; ryanodine-sensitive calcium-release channel activity
Source: RefSeq, a predicted model, not a curated record
GCAGAGGAAGAAGAGGAGGAGGAGAAGGAGGAGGCGGGGGCGGAGGCGGGGGACAAAGAGCGCAGCAUCAGUCGGCGCACGGUGCGCGGCUGCCGGGGGCAGCAGCGGCGCUGGAGGCUGGAACACCGCCGACGCCCCGGGAGCCAUGGCCGAAGGAGGCGACGGCGGCGAGGACGAGAUCCAGUUCCUGCGGACCGAAGAUGAAGUGGUUCUGCAGUGCAUUGCCAACGUUCAUAAGGAACAAAGGAAGUUCUGCCUGGCAGCCGAGGGACUUGGGAAUCGCCUGUGCUUCUUGGAACCCACCUCAGAAGCAAAGUAUAUUCCUCCAGAUCUGUGCAUCUGCAAUUUUGUGCUGGAACAGUCUCUGUCUGUCAGAGCCCUGCAGGAAAUGCUUGCCAACACAGGUGAAAAUGGUGGCGAAGGGGCAGCACAAGGGGGUGGCCACAGGACCUUGUUAUAUGGCCAUGCAAUUCUCCUGCGGCACUCUUUCAGUGGAAUGUAUCUAACAUGUUUGACCACGUCAAGAUCCCAGACAGAUAAACUUGCCUUUGAUGUAGGUCUCCGGGAACAUGCCACAGGAGAAGCCUGCUGGUGGACCAUACAUCCUGCUUCCAAACAGAGAUCUGAGGGGGAGAAGGUGCGCAUCGGCGAUGACCUUAUCCUCGUCAGUGUGUCCUCUGAGAGAUACCUUCAUCUCUCGAUAUCCAAUGGGAACAUACAAGUGGAUGCCUCCUUCAUGCAAACCCUCUGGAAUGUACACCCUACGUGCUCGGGAAGCAGCAUCGAAGAAGGAUAUCUACUCGGUGGGCAUGUGGUACGUCUUUUUCAUGGUCAUGAUGAGUGUUUGACAAUACCAUCCACAGACCAGAAUGAUCCCCAGCACAGGAGAGUAUUCUAUGAAGCCGGGGGAGCCGGGAGGAGAGCCAGGUCCCUGUGGAGAGUGGAACCCCUUCGGAUAAGCUGGAGUGGCAGUAACAUCAGAUGGGGCCAAGCUUUCCGACUCCGACAUCUUACCACAGGCCACUACCUAGCUUUGACGGAGGACCAAGGCCUUCUGCUGCAAGACCGGGGAAAGUCAGACACCAAGUCCACAGCCUUCUCUUUUCGAGCAUCAAAGGAAAUCAAGGAGAAAUUGGAUUCGAGUCACAAGCGAGAUAUGGAAGGCAUGGGGGUUCCAGAAAUCAAGUAUGGAGACUCGGUCUGCUUUGUCCAGCAUGUAGCCAGUGGGCUCUGGGUCACCUACAAAGCACAAGAUGCCAAAACAUCCCGCCUGGGACCUCUGAAAAGAAAGGUCAUUCUCCACCAGGAAGGCCACAUGGAUGAUGGAUUAACACUGCAGAGAUGCCAGCGCGAGGAGUCCCAGGCUGCUCGGAUCAUCAGGAACACGACAGCCUUAUUCAGCCGGUUUGUCAGUGGAAACAAUCGCACAGCUGCCCCCAUCGCUCUGCCGACAGAAGAAGUCCUGCAGACCUUACAGGACUUGAUCGCCUACUUCCAGCCUCCGGAGGAAGAGAUGAAGCAUGAAGACAAGCAGAACAAGCUGCGCUCCCUCAAAAACCGGCAGAAUCUUUUCAAGGAAGAGGGCAUGUUGGCUCUUGUGUUAAACUGCAUUGAUCGCUUGAAUAUCUACAACAGUGUAGCCCACUUGACAGGGAUUGCCAGGGAAGAGAGUGGAAUGGCCUGGAAAGAAAUUCUGAACCUCCUGUACAAGCUGCUGGCUGCUCUCAUUCGUGGAAACAGAAACAACUGCGCACAAUUCUCCAAUAACCUUGACUGGUUAAUCAGUAAAUUGGACAGGCUAGAAUCUUCCUCAGGUAUCUUAGAGGUUUUGCACUGUAUCUUGAUUGAAAGUCCAGAAGCCUUAAACCUGAUAGCAGAAGGUCACAUCAAGUCCAUCAUCUCUCUGCUGGAUAAACAUGGACGGAAUCACAAGGUUCUGGAUGUCCUGUGCUCACUCUGUCUUUGCAAUGGGGUUGCAGUAAGAGCCAACCAAAACCUGAUCUGUGACAACUUACUGCCCCGGAGAAACCUGCUCCUGCAGACACGGCUAAUUAAUGAUGUGACCAGUAUUCGACCAAACAUCUUCCUGGGAGUUGCUGAAGGCUCAGCCCAGUACAAGAAAUGGUACUAUGAGCUAAUUAUCGACCAAGUGGACCCCUUCCUGACAGCAGAGCCCACACACCUGCGGGUGGGCUGGGCCUCCUCCUCAGGCUAUGCACCUUACCCAGGAGGAGGAGAAGGAUGGGGAGGCAAUGGUGUUGGUGACGACCUGUAUUCCUACGGGUUCGACGGGCUUCAUCUCUGGUCAGGCAGGAUACCCAGGGCUGUGGCCUCCAUCAACCAGCACCUGCUGCGAUCAGAUGAUGUGGUGAGCUGCUGUCUGGACCUGGGCGUUCCUAGCAUCUCUUUCCGCAUCAAUGGGCAGCCUGUGCAAGGCAUGUUUGAGAACUUCAACACCGACGGCCUCUUCUUCCCUGUGAUGAGCUUUUCAGCAGGUGUCAAAGUACGUUUCCUUAUGGGUGGACGCCAUGGAGAAUUUAAGUUCCUGCCUCCCUCUGGCUAUGCCCCUUGCUAUGAAGCCUUACUUCCAAAAGAGAAGAUGCGAUUGGAGCCUGUCAAGGAAUACAAACGUGAUUCUGAUGGCGUGAGAGACCUGCUGGGUACCACACAGUUCCUUUCCCAAGCUUCUUUUAUCCCGUGCCCCAUUGACACCAGUCAGGUUGUUUUGCCACCUCACCUAGAGAAGAUCCGAGACAGAUUGGCUGAGAACAUCCAUGAGCUUUGGGGAAUGAAUAAAAUAGAGCUCGGCUGGACUUUUGGCAAGAUACGAGAUGACAAUAAAAGACAACACCCCUGCCUCGUCGAGUUUUCAAAGCUCCCUGAAACUGAGAAGAAUUAUAACCUGCAGAUGUCAACUGAAACCUUAAAAACUCUCCUGGCUCUGGGCUGCCACAUCGCUCAUGUUAACCCAGCUGCUGAGGAGGACCUCAAGAAGGUCAAACUGCCCAAAAACUACAUGAUGACCAAUGGCUAUAAGCCAGCCCCUUUGGAUUUGUCUGAUGUGAAACUGUUACCGCCUCAAGAAAUUUUAGUGGACAAGCUGGCAGAAAAUGCACACAAUGUUUGGGCAAAAGACAGAAUAAAACAAGGAUGGACCUAUGGCAUUCAGCAGGACUUGAAGAACAAAAGAAAUCCCCGUCUGGUGCCAUAUGCAUUGCUGGAUGAGCGUACAAAGAAGUCAAACAGGGACAGCCUGCGUGAGGCCAUCCGGACGUUUGUCGGUUAUGGGUACAACAUUGAGCCAUCAGACCAAGAGCUUGCGGAUCCAACUGUAGAGAAAGUCAGUGUAGACAAGAUUCGGUUUUUCCGGGUAGAGCGGUCUUACGCAGUGAGAUCUGGAAAGUGGUAUUUCGAGUUUGAAGCAGUGACUGGAGGAGACAUGCGAGUUGGCUGGGCCAGGCCAGGCUGCCGGCCGGACAUUGAGCUGGGGGCUAUGACCAGGCCUUUGUGUUUGAAGGCAGCAGGGGCCAGCGCUGGCAUCAAGGGAGUGGGUAUUUUGGGAACCUGGCAGCCAGGCGAUGUGGUCGGAUGCAUGAUUAACCUGGAUGAUGCCUCAAUGAUCUUCACACUGAAUGGGGAGCUGCUGAUCACCAACAAAGGCUCUGAACUUGCCUUCGCUGACUAUGAGAUUGAGAAUGGGUUUGUGCCCAUCUGCUGCCUGGGGCUGUCUCAAAUUGGCCGCAUGAAUCUUGGGACAGAUGCCAGUACCUUCAAGUUUUAUACCAUGUGUGGCCUCCAAGAGGGCUUUGAGCCUUUUGCCGUCAACAUGAACCGAGAUGUUGCCAUGUGGUUCAGCAAGCGCCUGCCGACAUUCGUCAAUGUGCCGGAGGAUCAUCCACACAUAGAGGUCGCAAGGAUCGAUGGCACCAUGGACAGCCCUCCAUGCCUCAAGGUGACCCACAAGACGUUUGGUACCCAGAACAGCAAUGCCAACAUGAUCUACUGCCGUCUGAGCAUGCCUGUUGAGUGCUACUCCUCCUUCAGCCACAGUCCCUGUCUGGACAGCGAUGCUUUCCAGAAAAGGAAACAGAUGCAAGAAAUACUCUCUCCUACAACAACACAAUGCUACUAUGCCAUCCGCAUCUUCGCAGGACAGGACCCCUCCUGCGUCUGGGUUGGAUGGGUGACUCCAGACUAUCACUUGUACAGUAAAAAGUUUGACCUGAAUAAAAACUGUACAGUGACUGUCACCCUCGGGGACGAGAGAGGUCGGGUCCAUGAAAGUGUGAAACGCAGCAACUGCUACAUGGUGUGGGGUGGAGACAUUGUGGCUAGUUCUCAAAGAUCAAGUCGAAGCAACGUGGACCUGGAGAUCGGCUGCCUUGUGGAUCUGGCAAUGGGCAUGUUGUCCUUCUCAGCUAAUGGGAAAGAACUUGGAACCUGCUACCAGGUGGAACCCAACACCAAAGUGUUUCCAGCUGUCUUCUUGCAGCCUACAAGCACUUCUCUGUUUCAGUUUGAACUUGGGAAGCUAAAGAAUGCAAUGCCUUUGUCUGCGGCCAUAUUUAAGAGUGAGGAGAAAAACCCAGUCCCCCAGUGUCCUCCUCGGCUGGACGUCCAAACCAUCCAGCCGGUGCUCUGGAGCCGCAUGCCCAACAGCUUCCUGAAGGUGGAGAUAGAGCGGGUAAGCGAGCGCCACGGCUGGGCAGUCCAGUGCCUGGAGCCCCUGCAAAUGAUGGCGCUGCACAUCCCAGAGGAGAACAGAUGUGUGGACAUCCUGGAGCUCUGUGAGCAGGAAGACCUGAUGCGAUUCCACUAUCACACACUGAGGCUGUACAGCGCCGUGUGUGCCCUGGGAAACAGUCGCGUUGCCUAUGCUCUGUGCAGCCACGUGGAUCUCUCUCAGCUCUUCUAUGCCAUUGACAACAAGUAUCUCCCAGGCCUCCUGCGGUCUGGUUUCUUUGACCUGCUCAUCAGCAUCCACUUAGCCAAUGCUAAGGAGAGGAAGCUGAUGAUGAAGAAUGAGUACAUCAUCCCCAUCAACAGCACCACCAGGAAUAUCUGCUUAUACCCAGAUGAGUCCAAAAGGCAUGGGCUGCCUGGAGUGGGUCUGAGAACGUGUCUGAAGCCAGGCUUCAGGUUCUCUACCCCGUGCUUCGUCGUGACCAGUGAGGAGCACCAGAAACAGAGCCCUGAGAUCCCCUUGGAGAUUCUCAAGACGAAGGCACUGAGCAUGCUGACUGAAGCAGUGCACUGUAGUGGGGCCCACAUCCGAGACCCUGUUGGGGGAUCCAUCGAGUUCCAGUUCGUGCCUGUACUGAAGCUCAUUGGAACCCUGCUGGUCAUAGGCGUUUUUGAUGAUGAUGACGUUCGCCAGAUCCUGCUCCUGAUUGAUCCCUCUGUGUUUGGGGAGCAUGGAGGGGAGACAGAAGAGGGAGCAGAGAAGGAGGAAGUGACCCAAGUGGAGGAAAAGGCAGUGGAGGCUGGGGAAAAAGCCAGCAAGGAGGCUCCGGUCAAAGGCUUGCUGCAGACCCGACUACCUGAGUCUGUCAAGCUGCAGAUGUGUGAGCUCCUCAGCUAUCUGUGUGACUGUGAGCUGCAGCACCGAGUGGAGGCCAUCGUGGCAUUUGGUGACAUUUAUGUCUCCAAGCUGCAGGCAAAUCAGAAGUUCCGCUACAAUGAGCUCAUGCAGGCUCUGAACAUGUCUGCAGCCCUCACUGCCCGGAAGACCAGGGAGUUCCGCUCACCCCCACAGGAGCAGAUCAACAUGCUUCUCAACUUUCAACUGGGAGAGAACUGCCCCUGCCCAGAGGAGAUCCGAGAGGAGCUGUACGACUUCCAUGAGGACCUGCUCCUUCACUGCGGGGUUCCUUUGGAGGAAGAGAAGGAGGAGGAGGAGGACACCUCCUGGACAGGAAAGCUGUGUGCCUUGGUGCACAAAAUCAAAGCUCCAUCCAAGCCAGAGAAGGAGCAACCAGCAGAGGAAGAGGAGAGAUGCCCUGCAACACUGAAGGAACUGGUGUCACAGACAAUGAUCCACUGGGCCCAGGAAGACCAGAUCCAGGAUGCAGAGCUGGUCCGCAUGAUGUUCAACUUGCUCCGGAGGCAGUAUGACAGCAUUGGGGAGCUCCUGCAGGCGUUGCGGAAGACCUACACCAUCAGCCAGGCCUCUGUGAGCGACACCAUUAACCUGCUGGCUGCCCUGGGCCAGAUCCGGUCGCUGCUCAGUGUCAGGAUGGGCAAGGAAGAGGAGCUGCUCAUGAUCAAUGGGCUGGGGGACAUCAUGAACAACAAGGUGUUUUACCAGCACCCCAACCUCAUGAGAGUUCUGGGCAUGCAUGAGACAGUGAUGGAGGUGAUGGUGAACGUGCUGGGUACAGAAAAAUCACAGAUUGCUUUCCCAAAGAUGGUUGCUAGCUGUUGCCGCUUCCUUUGUUAUUUCUGUCGAAUUAGCCGGCAAAAUCAGAAGGCGAUGUUUGAGCAUCUGAGUUACCUGCUAGAGAACAGCAGUGUGGGCCUAGCCUCCCCAUCGAUGAGGGGGUCCACCCCAUUGGACGUGGCUGCCUCCUCUGUCAUGGACAACAACGAAUUAGCACUGGGACUAGAAGAACCCGACCUUGAGAAGGUGGUGACCUACUUGGCAGGCUGUGGCCUACAGAGCUGCCCUAUGCUUCUGGCCAAAGGAUACCCAGACGUUGGCUGGAAUCCCAUUGAAGGGGAGCGCUACCUGUCCUUCCUGAGGUUUGCCGUCUUUGUGAACAGUGAGAGUGUGGAAGAAAAUGCUAGUGUUGUGGUCAAGCUGCUCAUCAGACGCCCCGAGUGCUUUGGCCCCGCCCUGCGGGGUGAAGGAGGAAAUGGCCUGUUGGCAGCCAUGCAAGGAGCCAUCAAGAUCUCGGAGAACCCAGCUCUCGACCUCCCUUCUCAGGGAUAUAAGAGAGCAGUCACAGAAGACCGUGAAGAGGAAGAAGAGAUUGUGUAUAUGGGCAACGCAAUUAUGUCGUUUUAUUCUGCCCUGAUAGAUCUCCUGGGCCGCUGUGCUCCUGAAAUGCAUCUUAUCCAGACGGGAAAAGGGGAAGCCAUCCGCAUCCGGUCCAUCUUGCGCUCCCUGGUCCCCACGGAGGACCUGGUUGGGAUCAUCAGCAUCCCACUGAAACUGCCCUGCCUCAAUAAAGAUGGGUCAGUCAGCGAGCCCAACAUGGCAGCCAACUUUUGCCCUGACCACAAGGCACCCAUGGUACUGUUCUUGGACCGCGUUUAUGGCAUUAAAGAUCAAACUUUUCUGCUCCAUUUACUGGAGGUUGGGUUUUUGCCUGAUUUGAGAGCCUCUGCCUCUCUAGAUACAGUGUCCCUCAGCACCACAGAGGCUGCACUGGCGCUCAACAGGUAUAUAUGCUCUGCGGUGCUCCCGCUGCUUACGAGGUGCGCCCCACUGUUUGCCGGGACGGAGCACUGCACCUCCCUGAUUGAUUCCACGCUGCAGACCAUUUACAGGCUCUCCAAGGGGCGGUCCCUCACCAAAGCACAGAGGGAUACCAUAGAGGAAUGUCUGCUGGCCAUUUGCAAUCACUUGAGGCCUUCUAUGUUACAACAACUCCUGCGACGUCUGGUUUUUGAUGUACCACUACUCAACGAAUACUGCAAAAUGCCUCUGAAGCUUCUGACGAAUCACUAUGAGCAGUGCUGGAAGUAUUACUGUCUGCCUUCAGGAUGGGGGAGCUAUGGGUUGGCCGUGGAGGAGGAGUUGCACCUCACAGAGAAGCUCUUCUGGGGAAUUUUUGACUCCCUCUCCCAUAAGAGGUACGACCCAGAUCUAUUCCGAAUGGCCUUGCCUUGCCUCAGUGCUAUCGCUGGGGCCUUGCCACCAGAUUAUUUAGAUACCAGAAUCACAGGCACACUGGAGAAACAGGUCUCUGUGGAUGCAGAUGGAAACUUUGACCCCAAACCCAUCAACACGAUGAAUUUUUCCUUGCCUGAAAAAUUGGAAUACAUUGUCACCAAGUAUGCUGAGCAUUCACAUGAUAAAUGGGCCUGUGACAAGAGUCAGAAUGGAUGGAAAUAUGGAAUUUCCCUGGAUGAAAAUGUGAAGACCCACCCACUGAUAAGGCCUUUCAAGACACUAACAGAAAAGGAGAAAGAAAUUUAUCGUUGGCCUGCCAGAGAGUCUCUGAAAACCAUGCUGGCCGUGGGCUGGACUGUGGAGAGGACCAAGGAGGGAGAAGCUUUGGUUCAACAACGAGAAAAUGAGAAACUUCGCAGUGUGUCCCAGACCAGCCAGGGCAACAGCUACAGCCCUGCUCCCCUGGACCUCUCGAAUGUUGUACUCUCCAGGGAGCUCCAGGGAAUGGUGGAGGUAGUGGCUGAGAACUACCACAAUAUCUGGGCCAAAAAGAAGAAGCUGGAACUCGAGAGCAAAGGUGGUGGCAGUCACCCUCUUUUGGUACCAUAUGAUACCUUGACUGCAAAGGAAAAAUUCAGGGACCGAGAGAAGGCACAAGACCUGUUUAAAUUCCUCCAAGUGAAUGGCAUUAUAGUUUCUAGAGGUAUGAAGGGUAUGGAGCUGGAUGCCUCCUCCAUGGAAAAGAGGUUUGCCUACAAAUUUUUGAAGAAGAUCCUGAAAUAUGUUGAUUCUGCUCAAGAAUUCAUUGCUCACUUGGAAGCCAUUGUCAGCAGUGGGAAAACUGAGAAGUCUCCACAUGACCAAGAGAUCAAAUUCUUUGCCAAAGUUCUCCUCCCACUAGUUGACCAGUACUUCACCAAUCACCGCCUCUACUUUCUAUCAUCUCCUCUGAAGCCCCUCAGUAGCAGCGGUUAUGCCUCCCAUAAGGAGAAAGAAAUGGUGGCCAGCCUGUUCUGCAAACUUGCUGCUCUUGUUAGACACAGGAUUUCCCUCUUCGGGAGUGAUUCUGCUACAAUGGUGAGCUGUCUUCACAUCUUAGCUCAGACCCUUGACACAAGGACAGUCAUGAAGUCAGGCUCAGAGCUGGUGAAGGCUGGGUUGCGAGGAUUCUUUGAAAAUGCUGCAGAAGACUUAGAGAAGACUUCGGAAAACCUGAAGCUUGGGAAGUUUACCCACUCCAGAACACAGAUCAGAGGGGUUUCCCAGAAUAUCAAUUAUACCACAGUGGCUCUGCUCCCCAUCCUGACAUCCAUCUUUGAACAUGUGGCUCAGCAUCAGUUUGGGGUGGAUCUGCUCCUGGGUGACGUGCAGAUCUCCUGCUACCACAUACUGUGCAGCCUUUACUCCCUUGGGACAGGAAAAAACAUCUAUGUUGAGAGGCAACGCCCUGCCCUUGGAGAAUGUCUGGCUUCACUGGCAGCUGCCAUACCAGUGGCAUUCCUGGAGCCCACCCUUAACCGCUAUAAUCCUCUCUCAGUCUUCAACACCAAAACCUCCAGGGAGAGAUCUAUUCUAGGGAUGCCAGACACGGUAGAGAAGAUGUGUCCUGAUAUCCCCCAUCUGGACAUCCUCAUGAAGGAGAUCAAUGAGCUGGCCGAGUCUGGGGCCCGGUACACAGAGAUGCCCCACGUCAUCGAGGUGAUCUUGCCCAUGCUCUGCAACUACCUGUCCUACUGGUGGGAGCGAGGGCCGGAGAACCUGCCUCCCAGCACCGGGCCCUGCUGCACUCAGGUCACCUCUGAACACCUCAGCCUCAUCCUGGGCAACAUCUUGAAAAUAAUCAACAACAACCUAGGCAUUGAUGAGGCCUCCUGGAUGAAGCGGAUUGCAGUGUUCGCCCAGCCAAUCAUCAGCAAAGCCAGACCCGACCUGCUGCGAAGCCACUUCAUCCCCACUCUGGAGAAGCUGAAAAAGAAGGCCGUCAAGACGGUGCAGGAGGAGGAGCAACUGAAAGCCGACGGCAAGGGGGACACCCAGGAGGCAGAGCUGCUCAUCCUGGAUGAGUUCGCAGUGCUCUGCAGAGAUCUCUAUGCCUUCUACCCUAUGCUCAUCCGCUAUGUGGACAACAACAGAUCUAACUGGCUCAAAAGUCCAGAUGAUGAUUCUGACCAGCUGUUUCGCAUGGUGGCAGAGGUCUUCAUCCUGUGGUGUAAAUCUCAUAACUUCAAGAGAGAAGAGCAAAAUUUUGUGAUUCAAAACGAAAUUAACAAUUUGGCAUUUUUAACUGGAGACAGCAAAAGCAAGAUGUCAAAAGCCAUGCAAGUAAAGUCUGGAGGACAGGACCAAGAACGGAAGAAGACAAAGCGGAGGGGAGACUUGUAUUCUAUCCAGACCUCUCUCAUCGUGGCUGCACUCAAGAAAAUGCUGCCCAUUGGUCUGAAUAUGUGCACCCCGGGAGACCAGGAGCUGAUCUCCCUUGCAAAAUCACGAUACAGCUGUAGGGAUACAGAUGAAGAGGUCAAGGAACAUCUGCGGAAUAACUUGCAUUUGCAAGAGAAGUCCGAUGACCCAGCUGUAAAAUGGCAGCUGAACCUCUAUAAGGACGUUCUGAGGAACGAAGAGCCCGCUACUCCCGAGAGGACGGUGGAGCGUGUGCAGAGAAUCUCAGCAGCCGUCUUCCACCUGGAGCAGGUGGAACAGCCUCUGAGAUCCAAGAAGGCCGUCUGGCACAAACUACUGUCCAAGCAACGGAAACGGGCAGUGGUGGCCUGUUUCAGGAUGGCACCGCUCUACAACCUGCCCAGGCACCGCUCUAUUAACCUCUUCCUCCAUGGCUAUCAGAGAUUCUGGAUAGAAACAGAGGCGUAUUCCUUUGAAGAGAAACUAGUGCAGGAUUUGGCUAAAUCUCCCAAGGUGGAAGAGGAGGAGGAGGAGGAGAUGGAAAAGCAGCCUGACCCACUUCAUCAGAUCAUUCUGCAUUUUAGUCGCAACGCGCUCACGGAGAGGAGCAAACUGGAAGACGACCCUUUAUAUACCUCCUACUCCAGCAUGAUGGCCAAGAGCUGUCAGAGUGCUGAGGAUGAAGAAGAGGAGGACAAGGAAAAGACAUUUGAAGAAAAAGAGAUGGAGAAGCAGAAAACCUUGUAUCAGCAGGCUCGGCUGCACGAGCGUGGCGCCGCAGAGAUGGUCCUGCAGAUGAUAAGUGCCAGCAAAGGUGAGAUGAGCCCCAUGGUGGUGGAGACUCUGAAGCUGGGGAUCGCCAUUCUGAAUGGAGGCAACACUGGGGUGCAACAGAAAAUGCUAGAUUACUUAAAGGAAAAAAAAGAUGCUGGAUUCUUUCAAAGCCUUUCUGGUCUUAUGCAGUCUUGCAGUGUCCUUGAUUUGAACGCAUUUGAGAGGCAGAACAAAGCCGAAGGCUUGGGGAUGGUCACUGAAGAAGGAACACUCAUUGUUCGAGAACGUGGUGAAAAAGUACUCCAGAAUGACGAGUUCACACGAGAUCUCUUCAGAUUCCUACAGUUACUUUGUGAAGGACAUAACAGCGACUUCCAGAACUUCCUUCGGACUCAGAUGGGCAACACCACCACCGUGAACAUCAUCAUCAGCACCGUGGACUACCUGCUGCGUCUGCAGGAAUCAAUCAGUGAUUUCUACUGGUACUAUUCGGGGAAGGACAUCAUCGAUGAAUCUGGACAGCACAAUUUUUCUAAAGCUCUAGCAGUCACCAAGCAGAUUUUUAAUUCUCUUACGGAGUAUAUCCAGGGCCCUUGCAUUGGGAACCAGCAGAGCCUGGCUCACAGCAGGCUGUGGGACGCAGUGGUCGGCUUCCUCCAUGUAUUUGCUAACAUGCAGAUGAAACUCUCUCAGGAUUCCAGUCAGAUCGAGCUGCUGAAGGAACUCUUGGAUCUCCUUCAGGACAUGGUGGUGAUGCUUCUGUCCCUCCUGGAAGGGAAUGUGGUAAAUGGAACUAUUGGCAAGCAAAUGGUUGACACACUGGUAGAAUCAUCUACUAAUGUAGAGAUGAUCUUGAAAUUCUUUGACAUGUUCUUGAAACUUAAAGACUUAACCAGCUCAGACACGUUCAAGGAAUAUGACCCAGAUGGUAAAGGGAUCAUCUCCAAAAAAGAAUUCCAGAAGGCCAUGGAAGGGCAAAAGCAGUACACGCAGUCGGAGAUUGAUUUUCUCCUAUCAUGCGCAGAAGCGGAUGAAAAUGACAUGUUUAAUUACAUUGAUUUUGUGAACCGGUUCCAUGAGCCUGCCAAAGACAUAGGGUUUAAUGUGGCAGUGUUAUUGACAAAUCUUUCUGAGCACAUGCCUAACGAUUCUCGCCUAAAGUGUCUCUUGGACCCCGCAGAGAGUGUGCUGAAUUACUUUGAACCAUACCUAGGACGAAUUGAGAUCAUGGGUGGUGCCAAGAAAAUCGAGCGUGUUUAUUUUGAGAUCAGUGAAUCCAGUCGCACUCAAUGGGAGAAGCCUCAAGUGAAGGAAUCUAAGCGGCAGUUCAUUUUCGAUGUUGUCAACGAAGGUGGAGAGCAAGAGAAGAUGGAGCUCUUUGUGAACUUCUGUGAGGACACGAUCUUUGAGAUGCAGCUGGCAUCUCAGAUCUCUGAAUCUGAUUCAGCUGACAGACCAGAAGAGGAGGAAGAAGAAAACGAUUCUCCAUGUGUGUUAGAAGUGGAGGGUGAGAAGGAGGAAGACAAGCCGCUCGAGCCCGCCUCUGCAUUUGCCCUGGCCUGUGUCUCGGUGAAGAGAAAUGUUUCCAGCCUUCUGAGGAAGGCAACCCUGAGAAACCUCAGGAGGCAGUGCCGGAAUGUGAAGAAGAUGAGCGCGAGGGAGCUGGUGAAGGUGUUCUUCUCCUUUUAUUGGAUGGUUUUCGUGGGGCUGUUCCAGAUGUGCUUUACCAUAUUGGGAGGAAUCUUUCAGGUCCUCUGGAGUACAGUAUUCGGAGGGGGACUUGUAGAAGGGGCAAAAAACAUCAGAGUGACCAAGAUCCUGGGUGACAUGCCAGAUCCAACCCAGUUUGGAAUCCACGACGAUGCCAUGGAGGCUGAGAGGGUGGAUGUGGGUGAGCCAGAUCUCACCGCUGAGCUAGUGCACUGCGUGAGAGAUGAGAAGGGAGACCCGGACAUCAUGUCAGACCUGUUUGGACUCCAUCCAAAGAAAGAAGGGGGCUCAAAGCACGGGCCUGAAGUGGGUUUGGGCGACCUCUCUGAAAUCAUCAGCAAGGAUGAGCCCCCUACGUUAGAGAGUACUGUGCAAAAGAAAAGGAAAGCACAGGCAGCAGAGAUGAAGGUGGCACAUGAAGUGGGAGGAAAAGCAGAAUCUGAGAAGGCUGACAUGGAAGACGGAGAAAAGGGGGACAGAGCCAAAGAGGAAGAGCAAGCAGAGUACCUGUGGGCAGAAGUGACGAAGAGAAAGAAGCGACGGCGUGGUCAGAAGGUUGAGAAACCUGAAGCCUUCAUGGCCAAUUUCUUUAAAGGGCUAGAAAUCUAUCAGACCAAGUUACUGCAUUAUCUGGCCAGAAAUUUCUACAACCUGAGGUUCCUUGCUCUGUUUGUAGCCUUCGCUAUCAACUUCAUCCUGCUUUUUUAUAAGGUCACUGAAGAACCUCUAGAAGAAGAGACUGAGGAUGCUGCAAACCUAUGGAAUUCAUUUAAUGAUGAAGAAGAGGAAGAAGCGAUGGUGUUCUUUGUCCUACAGGAGAGCACCGGGUACAUGGCACCGACACUGCGGGCCCUGGCUGUUGUCCAUACCAUCAUCUCAUUCGUCUGUGUCAUAGGCUAUUACUGCCUGAAGGUCCCUUUGGUGGUGUUCAAAAGGGAGAAAGAAAUUGCCAGGAAGCUGGAGUUUGAUGGCCUGUACAUCACUGAGCAGCCAUCUGAGGACGACAUCAAGGGGCAGUGGGACCGCUUAGUCAUUAACACACCAUCCUUUCCCAAUAACUACUGGGACAAGUUUGUGAAGAGAAAGGUGAUCAACAAGUAUGGAGAUCUCUACGGAGCAGAGCGCAUUGCUGAACUCCUGGGUUUGGACAAAAAUGCCCUUGACUUUAGCCCAGUGGAAGAGAUCAAAGCAGAGGCUGCUUCUCUGGUGUCAUGGCUGAGUUCCAUCGACAUGAAAUACCAUAUCUGGAAGCUGGGAGUUGUUUUCACUGACAACUCCUUUCUCUACCUCGCCUGGUAUACAACCAUGUCGAUCCUGGGCCACUACAACAACUUCUUCUUUGCUGCUCAUUUGUUGGAUAUCGCAAUGGGCUUCAAGACCUUGAGGACGAUUCUGUCAUCUGUAACUCACAAUGGCAAACAGCUGGUUCUGACUGUGGGUCUCCUGGCGGUGGUGGUUUACCUCUACACGGUGGUGGCUUUCAACUUCUUCCGCAAGUUCUACAACAAAAGUGAAGACGACGAUGAUCCCGACAUGAAGUGUGAUGACAUGAUGACGUGUUACCUUUUCCAUAUGUACGUGGGAGUGAGAGCGGGAGGCGGCAUUGGCGACGAGAUUGAAGACCCUGCUGGUGACCCCUAUGAAAUGUACCGCAUUGUCUUUGACAUCACCUUUUUCUUCUUUGUCAUUGUCAUCCUUCUGGCCAUCAUUCAAGGUCUUAUUAUUGAUGCUUUUGGAGAGCUGAGAGACCAGCAGGAACAAGUGCGAGAAGAUAUGGAGACUAAAUGCUUCAUCUGUGGCAUUGGCAAUGACUACUUCGACACAACCCCUCAUGGUUUUGAAACACACACACUGCAAGAGCACAACUUGGCCAACUACUUGUUUUUUCUAAUGUAUCUGAUUAACAAAGAUGAAACAGAGCACACGGGUCAGGAAUCUUAUGUGUGGAAGAUGUACCAAGAAAGGUGCUGGGAUUUCUUUCCAGCUGGGGACUGCUUUCGUAAGCAAUAUGAAGACCAGCUUGGCUAAAUCUGAACAAAGGAUGUGCCACGAUCCUGGAUCGUCAGCUUUCGGUGAAAUAAAACCCUCCUUUUACAGCUCUGCAACAUAUUUGAUAAGUGACACUUUCUAAAUGUCUUCUCUACACGAAGAAAUUUGUUACUUUUGUGAGACUUGGAAGUUGAUUUGGCUUUUUGUGCCUAAUGGACAUAUAGUGUGGGUGACGACCCAUCAAGACGUGAACAACGGAGAAAAGGGGGAGAUGGGGAGGAAUCUCUGCUUGAAUGCCUUCAAAGUUUUUCAGCUCUAAUGUAACUAAUCUGUUGCAAUGGCAGCACUGAUGAAAGGGCCAGAAAAGUCUUGAAUGUCUAAGACCUAAAAUUUUAAACAUCUGAAUGUCAUACAACAGUCUUUCACUAGUGGCUCAUGGUCUGAACUACAUAAAAUCAUGUUAACUGCAGCCUAAUUUUUUCCCAUGGUACUUGCUAGUGACUGUAACCAGAAUCAGCUUGAAAAGCUUUAAGCAGUUAAUGAAAUAGAAAACAAACCAAUACUUUGUUGACACUGAAACAUUGAUUAAGUGCCUUAAAACCUCUUUAGAUAUAGCUAUGCAAGUUUUUUAUGUUUGUGCUCCAGAAGGACAGUUCCAUUAAAUAGUUGUGUUCAGUCUUACUUUCUGAAACUGCACUUGAAGGUUAUUCAUAAUUUUUUCAGUAACAGCUUGCCAAUUGCUGUUAUUAGAAAAGUACUGUACUGAAAAUUCAGAAAAAUCUCAAUCUUAUGCCAAAAUUGAAUAAUGCUUUAGGGUCCCUUGUAAGUAGUGGAGCUGCUAUGUUUUAGGUGAAUUUCUCAAAUAAAAUGAAGUGCCCACGGCAAUAAAAAGUAGUACAUACCA